AAAAAAAUACUCGUUACAUUUAUUUAUUUUAGUAUUUUUUCAAAGCAUGUACUCGGUACAUUUUAAAAUAUAUGUAUGUUCAUUUGAGAAUUGCAUAUUGUUCAUUACGGACAUGUCAACUAAAAUAAAUACAGUUGAACAACUAAAAUAAAAAAAAUGCAAAAUAAAUAUUCAGGUUACCGUUGGAUUGUAAAUGAAAAAGAGGAAGUGAAGGUGAAAGGAAGGCGAGGCAAAGAAUAUAAACAAACAUUCAAAACUGAGAUCCAACCAGAAAGAAAUGAGAGAAGCUGAAUUUCAAGAUGAUGCAGCAGAGAUGCGGGAAGAAGACCACGAUGAAGAAGAAGAAGAAGAAGAGAUGAUGCAGCAACUGAGAUCGGAAGCCACAAAGCUUCUUCUCGGGGAAGAAUGGAAGGAGUGCAUCCAUGUGUACUCCCGCUUCAUUUCCCUCUGCAAUUCCCGAAUCUCCAAGCUCUCCUCCCCUCAAAACCCUAGCUCCGAUCGCGCUUCCGCUCUCCGGAAGUCCCUCUGCUUGGCUCUCUCCAAUCGGGCCGAAUCCCGCUUCCGCCUCCGCGAAUUCCGCCUCGCUUUGAGAGAUUGCGACGACGCGUUGCAGAUCGAGAACCCCCAUUUCAAGACCCUGCUCUGUAAAGGUAAGAUCUUCCUCGCUCUCGAUCGGUACACCUUAGCCCUAGCUUGCUUUUCCGCCGCCAAUCGCGUCGUUCCCGACGCUGAGAACGGCGAAAUCCUCAACGGAUAUCUGGACAAGUGUAGGAAGCUAGAGGGCUUGUCGGAAACCGGCGGAUUCGAUCUCUCGAAUUGGAUCUUGAAUCGCGAUAGGGUUCCUCCUGAUCUCGCUGAGUAUUUAGGGCCAGUAGAGAUCAACAAGUCCGAGAUCAGCGGGCGUGGCUUGUUCGCCACUAGGAAUGUCGAGUGUGGGACUCUGUUCCUGGUCACUAGGGCUGUUGCAAUUGAAAGGGGAAUAAUGUCCCAAAACCAGGAGAAGUCCCAGCUAGCAAACUGGAAUUACUUCGUUGAUAAAGUUCUUGAGCUAACAUCAAAAUGUAUCCGAACCCGGGAUUUGAUUAGCACCCUAUCCACAGGUGUGGAUGAGGAUUCUCUAGAUGUUCCCGACACAGAUCUGUUUAGGCCCGAAACCGAUGACAGUAGAUUUUCAGGCAAGAAUCUUGAUAUGGACACUGUUUUGGGAGUACUAGAUGUGAACUCAUUAGUUGAAGAAGCAAUUUCUGUCAAGUUUUUGGGUAAAAGUUCCAACGAUCACAGUCAUUACCAUGGAAUUGGCUUGUGGCUAUUGACUUCUUUCAUUAACCACUCCUGCGAACCAAACGUGAGACGCUCUCACGUUGGCGAUCAUGUCUUUGUUCAUGCCUCUAGAGACAUAAAGAUGGGAGAGGAGCUCACGUUUGCGUAUUUUGAUGUGCUUUCGCCCUUAGAGACCCGACAGGGAAAGGCCAAAAGCUGGGGGUUUGUCUGCAAAUGCAAGAGGUGCAAGAUAGAGGGUGGGAGUGUUCUGCGUUCCAACCACGAAUUGCGGGAAUUCGAAGUGUUCUUGAAGAGGGGUUUGGGGUUGGGUGUGGGAGAAGUGGUCUACAGAUUGGAGGAAGGGAUGAGGAGAUGGGCAGUGAGGGGGAGGGUGAAAGGGUAUUUGAGGGCAUCCUUCUGGGGAGCUUAUGCAGAGGUUCUUGAAUCAGAAAAGUUGAAGAGGAAGUGGGGAGGCAAAAUCCCCCCAAACGAGACUCUCGUGGACAGUGUGGUGAGCGCCGUGGGGUGCGACGAGAGGAUCGCGAAGGUGGGAUUGGGAGGAAUGAAGAGAAACUGUGGGGUUUUGGAGAUGGACCAAAGGGCAUUGAAGUUGGGGAGAGGGUUGUAUGGGAAGGUAAUGAAGAAGAAACAAGCAUUGAAGUGUCUUCUUAAGCUUGAUGGCCUUUCAUGAAUGAACUAAACCUUUACAGGUAAUAACAGAUGCUUCAAGCUUUCCAUAGUUUUUUCAAAGCAAUUGCUGUAGCUCUAUUAUUACUUAUUUUUCAAUUGCAUUUCUUACAAUUUGGUUUUUGUAUUUCAUUUCCACUGAAUUAUUUGAAACAUGUAAAUAUUAAAACACUUUUGUCAAA
Molecule: messenger RNA, 2129 nt
Organism: Cuscuta campestris
Lineage: Eukaryota; Viridiplantae; Streptophyta; Magnoliopsida; Solanales; Convolvulaceae
Source: the annotation of a GenBank genome assembly